Messenger RNA from Microsporum canis CBS 113480, 1218 nucleotides. Its product is annotated as cell differentiation protein rcd1. Gene Ontology annotation, biological process: negative regulation of translation; mRNA catabolic process. The transcript has 4 exons. Lineage: Eukaryota; Fungi; Ascomycota; Eurotiomycetes; Onygenales; Arthrodermataceae. Gene Ontology annotation, cellular component: CCR4-NOT complex; P-body; CCR4-NOT core complex. The coding region runs from base 1 to 1218 and encodes 405 amino acids. The record is from RefSeq and is a predicted model, not a curated record.
AUGCUACAGAGUCAAGCUCCGCACGUCUUUUCGCACCAGCACCAAUAUCCCCAAGCCGAGUCCUCCUGGGCCCAGCAGCACCAACAGCAUCACCAGCAACAGCAACACCAGCAACACCAGCAGCAACAGCAACAGCACCAAUCUCAAUUUCAGUCGCAGCAGUCGCAGCAGCACCCGUCUCUCGCAGCCCAGCAGCAUGCUCAGGCACAGGCACAGGCACAAGCCGCGGCCGCAGCCGCAGCUGCCCAACAUCAACAGCAGCAGCACUAUAGCCGUAUCGGCAUGAAUGCUAAUGCCAACAACAACUCGCAGGCUCCCGGUGGCCAGGAGAACGGUAACGGAGUCACGGGAAACUUGGACAGCGGUGUCAGUGAGGAGAACAGGAAAGUUCUCGUCUGGGUUGCUGAGCUGCUGGAUCCCAACCGGCGGGAGUCAGCGCUCAUGGAGCUGAGUAAGAAGCGAGAACAGGUUCCGGAACUAGCUCUCAUCAUCUGGCAUUCAUUUGGUGUCAUGACAUCCCUUCUACAGGAGAUUAUCUCCGUCUACCCGCUGUUGAACCCUUCACAACUUACUGCCGCUGCUUCUAACCGAGUGUGCAAUGCUCUGGCCCUGCUUCAGUGUGUGGCCUCCCACAACGAGACCAGAACUCUCUUCCUAAAUGCACACAUUCCACUCUUCCUCUAUCCAUUCCUAAAUACCACCUCAAAGUCUCGGCCAUUCGAAUACCUCCGCCUCACUUCUCUCGGUGUCAUCGGUGCACUGGUCAAGAACGACUCGUCCGAUGUCAUCAACUUCCUCCUCACCACCGAAAUUAUCCCGCUAUGUCUUCGAAUAAUGGAAACUGGCUCAGAGCUCAGCAAGACCGUGGCGAUAUUCAUUGUCCAAAAGAUACUUCUUGACGAUAUAGGUCUAGCCUAUAUCUGCGCCACGUACGAACGAUUCUAUGCCGUCGGCACAGUUCUAAGUAAUAUGGUCACCCAGCUUGUCGAACAACAAACCGUUCGGCUACUAAAGCACGUUGUCCGCUGCUUCUUACGACUCAGUGACAACAACCGUGCUCGCGAGGCUCUUCGUCAAUGCCUGCCAGAACCGCUCCGUGACGCGACCUUCUCGUCUGUUCUCCGUGAUGACGCUGCCACUAAACGAUGUCUUGCACAGCUUCUCAUCAACCUGUCUGAUAACGUCGUUGACGGCACCAAUGCCGGUCCCGGAAUGUGA